Rosa rugosa (rugosa rose) is the source of this 863-nucleotide messenger RNA. RefSeq lists its product as uncharacterized. The transcript has 7 exons. The coding region runs from base 114 to 746 and encodes 210 amino acids. Gene Ontology annotation, cellular component: nucleus. The record is from RefSeq and is a predicted model, not a curated record. Lineage: Eukaryota; Viridiplantae; Streptophyta; Magnoliopsida; Rosales; Rosaceae.
CUGGAGAGAAGAAAAACUAGGCGGGUAAGAAUAGAAAAGGGUUAUGGCCGUGGAAGCAGAAGACAGAAGAAUCUGAGCAGUAGAAGCGUCACUUGUUAUCAGGGUUGGCAGAAAUGGCUGAAGAUUUCACACGCCCGCGGCUCAUGAAUUUCGUUUCUGAGGAACAGUUAGAUGAAGCCAAGAAAACCCGGGGUGAACGAGUCGAGGAUGGCACUGCCUACCGGGACAGACCCCUUUUCGAGAUUUUGAAAGAAAACAAGGACAAGAAGGAUGCGGAGUUCAAUGAGCGUUUCAAGCACAGACCGCCGAAAGCUUUGGACGAUGACGAGACGGAGUUUCUUGAUCAAUGGGAGACUUCAAAGAAGGAAUAUGAACGGCAGGUUGCAGAUGAGGAGGCCCAACAACUUUUGAGUUUUCAGGCAGCGGUGGCAGCAAAGUCUAGCAUUGUACAAGAGUUGACGGAAAUACCUUCUGUUCCGGUAGUCAAGGAGCAGCAGAAACCAGCCGGGAAGAGGAAUCCACCUGCUUUUCCAUUAGGUAUGAUUGUUAAAGUGAAGCCACAAACGAAGAAAGCUAAAAUUGAUCAAGGGGGCAUUGAAGAAGCUACAAGCACAGCGAAAACCCCUUAUGUUGAUACAGAUAAAACUUUAGAGGUAAACAAGACACCUGAGGCUGAUACUGAUAAGUCCAAUGUUGUUUCUAAGACUGGUCUUGUUUCAUACAGUGAUGAUAGUGAAGAUGACUAGUAGCUUCAAUCUUAUCGUUAAGGAGGAGUUAAUAUCAAUUGACUACUAUGAUAUUUUUUUUAUUGAUAUUUGAUUCCAGUAGACUAAAUAAUAAAAGUAGGAUUCUGGAUAUCAUUU